Messenger RNA from Malus domestica (apple), 1113 nucleotides. RefSeq names its product adenylate isopentenyltransferase-like. The record is from RefSeq and is marked provisional. Gene Ontology annotation, biological process: tRNA modification. Gene Ontology annotation, cellular component: mitochondrion. NCBI's taxonomy places the organism in Eukaryota, Viridiplantae, Streptophyta, Magnoliopsida, Rosales, Rosaceae. Gene Ontology annotation, molecular function: AMP dimethylallyltransferase activity; tRNA dimethylallyltransferase activity.
AUGACACUUCAUCCCCUCCCAACUCACUCCCUCCAUUAUUCUAAUCUCAAUUUCAAUACGAAUUAUAUCUCCCACCGCUUCCACUUGUUCCCGCCGCUCCACCACCUCUACAACCACCCCACUCCUCCGCUUCACCUCCCCCAAAGGCCCCGCCGCUCGGCCCACAUGGCCACCGGCCCCACCUCAGCGGGCCCACGAAGAAAAGACAAGCUUCUUGUCAUCAUGGGGGCCACCGGCGCUGGCAAGUCCCGCCUCUCCCUCGACCUCGCCAGCCGCUUCCCCUUCUUCGAAAUCGUCAACUCCGACAAAAUACAACUCUACCGCGGCCUAGACAUCACCACCAACAAGCUCCCCCUACCGGAACGACUCGGCGUCCCCCACCACCUCCUCGGCGAGUUCGACCCCCUAGACGGCGACUUCACCCCCGCCGAUUUUCGCGCCGUCGCCGGUCAGGUUGUUUCCGGCAUUACCAAUCGGAGGAAGGUGCCGAUGCUCGUCGGCGGGUCAAACUCCUUCAUUCACGCGAUGGUCGCGGAACGGUUCGAACCGGGAUCCAAUGUCUUCGAACCGGGUUUCGACGCCUCCGUCUCGGCCGAGCUCAGGUACAAUUGCUGUUUUCUUUGGGUGGACGUGUCGAUGGCGGUGUUGACGGAAUAUUUAUCAAAGCGAGUCGACGAAAUGCUCGACUCGGGAAUGUUCGACGAGUUGGCCGAGUUUUGCGACCCGGAUGGCCAGGACAAGCACGACCCAGCUGCGGUUCCGACAGGGUUGAGAAAGGCGAUUGGAGUGCCCGAGUUCACUCGGUAUUUUAAAAAAUACCCACAAAGUAAAAGAGACGAAGACGACGACCGGGAGCGGAGAGGAGCAUACGAAGAGGCGGUGAGGGUGAUCAAGGACAACACGUGUCAGCUGGCGAAGAGGCAGAUAGGGAAGAUCCUACGGUUAAGAGGGGGAGGGUGGGACUUACGGAGACUAGACGCAACGGACGCGUUUAGGGCGGUGGUUGCGAUGUCGACGCCGGAAAAUGACGGCGGAGAGAGGUGGUCAGAGAUAUGGGAGCGGCAGGUGGUGGAACCAAGCGCGAAGAUUGUGAAGCGCUUCUUGGAGGAGUAG